Molecule: messenger RNA, 8274 nt
Organism: Crotalus tigris (Tiger rattlesnake)
Lineage: Eukaryota; Metazoa; Chordata; Lepidosauria; Squamata; Viperidae
Gene: JADE2
Product: jade family PHD finger 2
Exons: 12
Coding region: 591-3161 (856 amino acids)
Biological process (GO): regulation of transcription by RNA polymerase II
Cellular component (GO): histone acetyltransferase complex
Source: RefSeq, a predicted model, not a curated record
GAGUGCGCCGGGGUGGGAGGCAACACAUGCCGAGCACAAUCAGGGAUGGGACCCACGUCUGCAGCUGCACCUGGACCUGCUGCUCGUCAGGAGGAAGAAGAAACAAGCAAGAAAAGAAAUUGAGAGAAGGGGGGCGAGGGGCGAACUCGCCAGCAUCAGUCUAAUUUAUACACUCCUUCAAAGAAGUCCGUUCUUCGCCAGCGAGGGAUUAAAUAAAAAAGCCUAGGCGCAGACCUUCGGGCAAUUGCACAAAGAUCCGGAAAGAAGUCUAGAAAUUAAAAAAAAAAAAACAGAAACACGCACGCAGGGCUCGGUGGAUUUCGCGCAGAGCGGCCAUCUCAGCUGGAAGCAAUUUUUUGGAUUGUUUUUUAAAUGCAUCUAUGGAGUUACUUUGUAUCUACUCCUGAAAGGAGGGUAUCAUCUUCGGAUCCUAGGAGAGGGGUCGUUCUCCCUUUCCGCAAUGGUACCGGGUUAAUCUUUGCAAAGGGAGAUUCCGUAAGCGGUGCCAUUUCUGGAGCAUCUUUCGCUACUCCUCUUUGGUAGCCCGACGGACAUUCUCAACUCUUGGAGGACGCUCUUUCCCAGCCAAGAUGGAAGAGAAACGGCGAAAAUACUCAAUCAGCAGUGAUAACUCAGACACCACUGACAGUCAAACAACAUCAACUUCAAAAUGCUCCAAAAUUCCAAGUACAAAAUCUAGUUGGUCAAGGCAAAAGGAGAAGAAACCCUCAGAGGUUUUUCGCACCGACUUGAUAACAGCAAUGAAGAUUCCAGAUUCUUUCCAGCUGAGCCCAGAUGAGUACUAUAUCCUUGCUGAUCCCUGGAGGCAAGAGUGGGAGAAGGGUGUUCAAGUGCCAGCAAAUACAGAAACAAUUCCAGAACCAGAGGUUAGGAUAAUACCUCUGCUAGAUCAUUCUUCAUCACAGACUUUUCCAAGGAACCUGUCCGGCUCUGAAUGUUCAGAUGCUUCCAGAACAUAUUCCCAGAGAGUAUGUCGCUAUGAUCUAGAUGAAAUUGAUGCAUGCUGGUUGGAACUUUUCAACAUGGAGCUCAAAGAAAUGGAAAAGCCAGAAAUGGAUGAAUUCACCUUGGAAAGAGUACUUGAGGAACUGGAAACUCUGUGCUCUGAGAAUAUGAAUAUUGCCAUUGAGACAGAAGAAGGCCUAGGGAUAGAGUACGAUGAGGAUGUGGUAUGUGAUGUGUGCCGUUCACCAGAAGGAGAAGAUGGCAAUGAGAUGGUUUUCUGUGACAAAUGCAAUGUCUGUGUGCAUCAGGCUUGUUAUGGAAUCCUAAAAGUUCCCCUUGGAAACUGGCUCUGUCGGACCUGUGCCCUGGGAGUUCAGCCAAAGUGUUUACUCUGCCCAAAGAGAGGGGGAGCCCUGAAACCUACCCGGAGUGGAACAAAAUGGGUUCAUGUUAGCUGUGCCUUAUGGAUUCCCGAAGUUAGCAUUGGAUGCCCUGAAAAAAUGGAACCGAUUACAAAAAUUUCACAUAUCCCAGCAAGCAGAUGGGCUCUGUCGUGCAGUCUUUGCAAGGAGUGCACUGGAACCUGUAUUCAAUGUUCCAUGCCUUCCUGCAUCACAGCCUUCCAUGUAACAUGUGCCUUUGAGCACAAUUUGGACAUGCGGACACUGUUAGCAGAAAAUGAUGAGGUAAAGUUCAAGUCGUUUUGUCUUGAGCACAGCACUGGUGCUACCAAGCCACCAGAUGAGGCACGGAUGGAGGCAGAUCAAGGUAAACUAGACAUGGAAAAGGUAACACUGAGAAAACAGAAGCUCCAGCAGUUGGAAGAGGACUUCUAUGAUCUUGUGAAACCUUCUGAAGUGGCUGAGAACCUUGAUUUGACUGAGUGGCUAGUUGAUUUUGUCUAUCAAUACUGGAAGAUGAAGAGAAAAGCCAAUUAUAACAAGCCACUGCUGAUGCCCAAGACAGACGAAGUGGAUAAUUUGGCUCAGCAAGAGCAGGAUGUAUUGUACCGUCGCUUGAAGCUCUUCACACACCUUAGACAGGAUCUUGAAAGGGUUAGAAAUCUUUGUUAUAUGGUAACAAAACGAGAGAAAAUGAAGCACUCCAUUUGCAAACUCCAGGAACAGAUUUUCCAUCUCCAGAUGAAACUUAUUGAGAAAGAUCUUUAUGCAGAACAAGCUGAGAAGAGAACAAAAGGAAGGAGAAGCGACCCAAAAAGAAAAGGAAGAGAUGAUAGAAAAAGCAGUCCUGAGAAGAAAGAAAAGAGAAAAUCAGGGAAUGAGUUAGUACUGGGACAGCUGGGCUUGUCAACUUCCUUUCCCAUUGCUGGGACCUUCUUCAAUAGCUGGUUGGCUCAAUCUGUACAGAUCACCACAGAGAACAUGGCAAUGAGUGAGUGGUCCUUGAACAACGGCCAUCGUGAAAAUACAACUCCAGGCCUUUCUGAGGAACUUUUACAAGAUGAAGAGACCUUAUUAAGUUUCAUGAUGGAUCAUUCCUUGAAGUCCCCAUUGAAACAGAGUGACACAACCAAGAAAACUAAAAGUAAAAAUCGAACACACACUAAGAAAAAAACAGCAAGAAAUGGCUUAAAUGCCCUCUUUAAAAGACAUCAAGAAGGGGAUUCAAAUAAAUGGACUAACAGCAGUUAUUUGGCAAAUAACACCACGAAAUCUUUAUCCCAUGUUUUAAGAAACAGCAAGGCAGAGAAAAGUAUGGACAAGCUACAAUCAGAACGUAAAGGGGUAUGUGAAGUGAAAAAGACAUCUAAGAAGGGCUCUUCUCAUCUAGCACUUCCUCUUCCAAAAGUAAAUGAUUCUCAAGCGUUCCCGAGUCUCAUAAAUAACCUAAACAAUGAUGAGGAUGUCAUGAAAUACAACCCAACUGAUCCUAACUCUCUGGUUCAAGUGCCUGAUUCAGUAGGUAGUCUGAAAACAGUGGUGAGGUUCAAAUUACCAAAAGAAGGCAAAGGGACUCAAAGACCACAGAACAAGACGCACGAAAUGCUUCAUGGACCUCCAGAAAAUGAAAGAUCAAAGGUUAUUUUGCAUCCUUUUGACAAUGAGACUGAUGGCUACUUUUCGGAUGCAGAAAUGAGUGACUCUGACACAGAAUCUGGAAGUGGCAGAGGGCACCACAGCCAGUUAGAUUCAGGAAAUGAGGAUAAUUUCAGAAUGAGUAUUUUAGCAUCUUAAUGCACCUCUGAGACCAGUCAUGACAGCUUUGUGAGGCCUAAAUACAGUUAACAACUGCCAUGUCCAAUUUCAACUGGUAUCAUAACAAAGGAUUUUGGUUUGUUACUUUGUUUUUAAUUUGUAUAUAUAAUUCAGAAAUGAGCACUGUUGUUUCCUCUCUCUAUACGCUUGAGAAACAGCUCCAGGCUUCACCAAUUUAGACUCCUAUACAGUCACAGUAGUUAGGCUUUGUCACAUAUAUAUCUUGGUUACAUAGAAUGCAAGCAUACACAUUAUUAAGGACAUCAGUUUUCUAGGAGCAAGCAGGACAUCUCAGGAUUUUAAUGAGGAGAUCUGAGAUUGCCAACGCCUAUUGUUCAUGCAGGGACGACAGUUUUAUGGGCAUUACUUAAGCAAAUUGAUUUCAUGAUCUGCCAGAUGUUACCGUCUCUUUCAGGGCAGGUUUCAGAAGGAGAUUACUACUAUGGAAGCCAACAUAGAACAUGGAAUAGUAAAAAUAGAUGUUCAUAGGUAUGUGUGUCUGUGCACCUGUACAUGCAUGUACACAUGUGCAGGGUUUGCCGGUGUGUAUGUCUUCGUGUGCAAGUAUGAAGUAAAAUAAGCGAUUCUUUUUUUUAAAGAAGCACAACAAGCUUAUUUGAAGAAAGCACUUAAUGGGUAGAGGAAUACAACAUUGUAUUUAUGGUCUAUUAAUCUUUUUUUUUCCUUCUUUUUCCUCACCUCUUCAGUUCAAUCAGGGUCCAUCCAGGAGGCAAGAACCAAGAUUUAACUCUUAUCACUCCAACUAUCAGCUGAGCGGCUCUAUAAAGAACCAUCCAAAGCUCUCAGUAGAUAGAAUUUACAGAUCCACGCUAAAGCUGCUCUGCUCCCUGUCAGUAUCUUUCCAGAGUAAUUUGGGGUAUUAUUUAUACUACUCAUUGGUAAAACCUAAACCUUUGAUUAUUACAGCCAUUCCCCAUAAUUUCCUCAGGUUAAAGUAGCCUAGUAUGGGCCAAACAAAGAUCAGAAGAAGAAAUGUUUCCAUUACUCAGAGGGGGAAUUAUUCAAAUAGCUUCAAAGAACUCCAGUCUGUGCUUUCAUGAUAACUCAAAAUAAAUCUCUGGCUCAUCUCUUUAGAAGCUGCUUAUGUACAGUAGCAGUCACUUGGUUGAAGAGGCAGCAUCAUUGAAACAUUUCCUUUCCCAUCUUAUUUGUUUUUAUGAACACUAAUUACAUUGAUGGCUUUUCCCCCUUAUUUCCUUUUCUUUCAAAGUAAAAACUUGUUAGUGAGCCAUCAACACAUCCUAAGAGAGUGAUUCACAGAAGUCAACAUUCUAAAUAUUUCAGUAAUACUGUACAUCAGAUGUUUCUAAUAAGCCUUAAAUGUUGUUUAAAAGCUGGUGUGACUUACGAGUCAUGUAGAUCUCCAAGUUUGCACUUCGUUACACUAUUGAUUCAAUUUUGGCUUCAAAGUUACAGUCAAGGUUUUGAGAUUUACUACAGGCUUGAUGGGAGUAGCCCCAGUGUAAGCUCAGGGAAGUAAAAUAAAAAGACAAGUGAAGUUCACUAAACAUUUUUGCUGAUGAUAGGUAACUUUGAAUAUAAAUUGUGUGUGUGUGUGUAUGUGUGUGUAUGUGAUAUACGCACACACACAUAUCCUUACAUAACGCACACUCGGACACUUUCAAACUGGGGGAGAAAAGCAUCUUGUAAUUCUGAUGAAUCUGUGAAAUUAUUUUAUGGAUGCCAAAGAAUAGCACAGCCAGAAACCAGAAAUUUAACUAUGAGCAAAAGCUGUUGAGUCACUAAAGGACUAAAUCCGUAUUCAUGACUCACUUUGCAAGCUUGCUGAAGAUGAUGCUUUUGUCAUUUGAACCACUUCCACCAUUGUGAUUUCUGAUGUUGCUUGUUCACUGCACUAAGAGCAAUAUUGUUGUUUUUUUUUGGUUUUUUUUUGUUCUCUGAUGCCAUAUACUGGCAAUCCUUUUUUCUUUUGUUUUUUUGAAAGUCACAUUAUUUUUACCAGCCUUCUGAAGUCCUUAAUACUACUCCAGUUGAGCUAUAAUUUAGAGAAAUCUCUAUUCUGGAAAGAAACCAAAAUCAGUUGCCAAAUAUACAUCAGUGUUUUACUGAUAUAAGUUCUGUUUGCAAAAUUGUUUUUCAAAUCAUUGACCGAAAUGGAACAGUUCAAUGUUAGUAGCCUAACAUGUGGAUUGGCAAGUAAAUUUUAUUCCAUCUUCAAGGCUUGGUAUGUUCAGAUAAUGUUAAAUACAGUAAAUAGGACUUAGUUUUAUCUUAUCAAGCUUGCUAGACUUUAGCUACAAUAUCCUAGUUAUGUCAUACAAAUAAUCAAUAUGCUGCCUUUAAUGGAUCUUGCUUCCGUGCGCUUUAGUUCAAAAAAUCCAGAAAUCUUGCUGUAUGCAGCUUCAUUUGCCAGCUACUGCAUUACUUGCUUGCUCACUUAAUACAAGACAGCAAAAGGAGUAAACUUUAAAGAACAACCAAACUAAAGACUGAUAUAUAGAAGGAUAGGACACUCCAUUUUUUACUGUGAAUGCUGUUGUGAAACUUUUUUUUUUUAAUGCAAAAAUAAUUACUACUUUGCCAUGGUCCAGAGUCUCCAGUGCAAUCUUAACAAUGAUAUAUAUACCGGUAGAUAAAUGUAUCACAAAAAUCUCAUUGAAAGUUGCUGACUCACAGUCUUCCUUAAAACUGAAGGGAACGAGAUAGCCUGUAUUCAUGUGGGACUUCAUAGAGUCGAAUGGAGUUUUCUAUAUGAUACACUCAUAUUACUUUAGCUAUCAUGUUUUUUGCCGAGAGCAAAUGUUUACAAGGCUACACUGGGCUUUGUUGUAUGGAGAGUAAGAACUGUAUGUGAGAAAAAGAAUAUCAAAGAUUUCACAAACUGGAACCCAUUUUUUUUCUAAUAACUUUAAUUGACCUUCCCCUCACAGGUUUGACUCCAGAGGGGCUUCUGCCAGCAAAUAAAGAGUUUUCAAUAAUUCCUCCUGCAGCUUUCCACCUCUUAUAUUGUAUAUUACUGUGUGUUUCAGGCAGGUAGCAUGAAUUGGUAAAAAUCCACAUACAAACUUCAAUUGUUUGUUAAAAAUUUAUGGGGAAGUAUGUAAGCUCUUUCUCUGAAUGACAGAACUCGAUAAUGUUGGGUUCAUGGAGGGAAUGUAUUUUUGCAAAUGAGGAAUAUGGAUUUGGAAUUUUAAAAAAAAAUAUGUUCAGACUGCAAGUAAUAUUCACAAGCGUUCACAAUGUCUCUAUAGCAAUGUUUCUAAACUUUGGCAGCUUUUAAGAGGUAUGGACUGCAAUUCGCAGAAUUCUGCGAGUUGUAGUCCAUGCCUCUUUAAAGUUGCCAAGAUAGUUACAGUGAAGUCCAGUAAGUGCCUUGGACUUGAUUUCAGUCUGUGGGAUUAAAGAAGAAGCCCUGCCAGCUGUUGUGAUGUAAUAUGGAGGAGGACACAAUUUCCGUUAGUUCAGUGGCUGCACUCAGGGGAGCUUGCUGAAGUUUGCAGUCCAAAAGUGGGCAGGGCCUCAUAUGGCAAGAGAGGGAGGCUGGGAGUUUAAAGUGUUGAUAAGGCACAGAGUUUGCUUCCAAAUCCAAGCUACCCACUCUGAAGGCCAUCAAAGGGAUGCCAGCGGGCCCAUUUUUUGUUUUUAUUUUGUUUGUGCCCCCAAUAAUAGUAUUGCCUUGUGAUGGAAUAAACACAGUGAAAUGCUCCAGAUGGUUAAAUCAAAGUCUUCUCUAGUAUUUGAGGCUUGAUAUAUCUAGCUAGCUGUCGAAGGGAGUUGCUCAUCACACAACCCAGUGUUUUGUCACGGUUAAGAUCCAGCUCUGAAUUACUUAAAAUCUGUUCUUUUGUGUUGUUUCCAGUAGUGUCUCUGUUAGCUGCUGCUCAGUUGACAGCUAUGUGCAUAUUCGUCAAAACCCUUUUAAGGAGAAUGCCAAUCUUCCUUUGCUACUUAGCACCUGCCUCUUUUCUUGUAGAAGCUAGAGAGAUUUGCAUAAAGGAAAAAGGAAUUGUAUGUGAAAAAUAUUUUUGAUGCAUUAUAAAUGUAUUUUGAAAUGAAUAGGGGGGGGGAAGCAUAAAUGGUCUAUUUUAUUACAUAAAGGUCUUUAAUCCAAUAAUGUGUGAACUUCAGGCAUUGACAUUUGCACUGUAAAGGGUGAAUCCUGUUAGCAUCAUGAUUAUGUAUUAACAUGGCUAUAGUAAAGCUCAUUUUUGUGUUCAUUAAUAAGGAUCCAACAUUGUUUUUGAAAUCUUAGAUUUAAAUGGAAUGUCUUAAGAGUCCAGUUUUGGGAAAUGCUCAAAUACACUCAAAUUUCCCCUUCAAUUUUUGGAAACAGACCUUUUGUGGUGUAUUUUGAAUCUUUUGUUGAUAGUUAUUUUGUCUGCAUUUUUUAAAAAUAAAGGUUUGGCAGUGCUUUUCCUCAAAAGCACAGUGAAGAAUUAGCCAUUUCUCUCCAAUGUGGGGGGGAAAGGGUACAAUUCAUUCCUGCCUGUUCUUGCAACCUGGCACAAGGCUCCAUUUCCUAUUACUAGCUGGGUGUGGCAAUUUGGUUGUUCUUUAAGGGAUCUCUUGCACACUUUGGUCCAUUCCACACUGACACAAUACAGGCCCACUCUGUAUCAGUUACAGGAAACAAUAUGAAUGUCACAGGAGGCAAAGGCCACCUGUUUUCUUUGUUUCAAAGAAAGUGAUGUGCCAUUUGUUAAUAUAAAAGAGAAAUAUUGAAAAUAUAUUGAAAAGAGCAAUUUUAAAUUAUUUUGGCUUAUGUUGCAAUAUUUAUUUUCUUGUAUUAGAAAUUCCUUUGUAGAGAAAAAAAUGUAUUUUUCAUUAAUGCAAAACCUAUUUCUCCUUUUUGUACAUUUUUCAUGUUAGUUAAUCCUUAAAGCAAUAUAAUGUAUCAAGGUUGUUCUGUGUGAAAGCUGUAUUAUGCAUGCUGUUUGUGUUGCCUUGGAAUAGGUCUGUCUGCCAUAAUUUUCAUCAUGUUUCGAUUUAGUGUAUGCUUUAAUACACAUUGGGACCAUGGCCCAUUUGCUUAUGCAAAAAGAAAUACCUUUGCAUUCUUCAAUGUGUUAGCAAAUGCAGUCAAUAAAGAUGUGUUUUCUGUGUACCUUGA